AUGGUGCACCUCACUCCCCAGUCCGUCGCCCUCCUCAUUCAGAACCCGAACAACCCGACUGCAGCCAUAAUUGCCUUCGCCAUCUUCUUCAACAUCGUCGCCACCGCCCCUCUGGCCGGAAAUGCCGCUCUCGAGCGAUCAGCUAUCUUGCAGGCUCUCUGGUAUCUCCCCUGCCAGGGGCCAUAUGCGGAGCUUCUGCGCAACUUGAAGAUGUAUGCCCACCAUGUGGAUACCCAACAAGGACUCACACCAGCAGCCCAAGCCUUCAUCCGAAACGAGCAGGUGAUAGUACAUAGGCUGCUGACAAGGAUGACACUCUCUACAUACCAGCCUACUCCAGAGGAGUCGGCUUUCAUGCAUCAGGUGUCUUUCUCUGGCGACGUUGAACGAUGGACGAGGAUGAACUACAUGCUCGCUCCGUACAACGUGCAGGUGCUGAUGCGGACGGAUGCAUAA
Messenger RNA from Alternaria conjuncta, 456 nucleotides. RefSeq lists its product as uncharacterized. The coding region runs from base 1 to 456 and encodes 151 amino acids. The transcript is spliced from 2 exons. The record is from RefSeq and is a predicted model, not a curated record. Lineage: Eukaryota; Fungi; Ascomycota; Dothideomycetes; Pleosporales; Pleosporaceae.